AUGCAGCUGACCCACUUCAACGCGUCCGCCAAGGCCGGCGUGAGCCGUGCCAGCAGCCGUCGCACCACCGUGCGCGUGCAGGCCGCGGCCGCCCGCCCCAGCUGGUUCCCCGGGAACAAGCUCCCCGAGCACCUGGAUGGCACCCUGGUCGGCGACUUCGGCUUCGACCCCCUGGGCCUGGGCGUGGACAAGGACAAGCUCCGGUGGUACCAGCAGGCUGAGCUGGUGCACGCCCGCUUCGCCAUGCUCGGCGCGGCCGGCAUCCUGGUGCCCGACCUGUUCCACCAGAUCGGCGCCGGCGGCCCCGCGGCCCAGAUCCCCUGGUACGACCACGCCAAGUUCGAGUACUACGCGCCCAUCAACGCGCUGUUCGGCGUGCAGGUGCUGCUGUUCGCGUGGGCCGAGCUGCGUCGCCUGCAGGACAUCCGCAACCCGGGCAGCGUCAACCAGGACCCCAUCUUCAGCCAGUACAGGUGCGUGUGUGCGUGCGUAUGA
This is a messenger RNA of Monoraphidium neglectum, 495 nucleotides long. RefSeq names its product chlorophyll A/B binding protein, putative. Gene Ontology annotation, cellular component: membrane. Bases 1 to 495 code for a protein of 164 amino acids. The record is from RefSeq and is a predicted model, not a curated record. The transcript is spliced from 4 exons. Gene Ontology annotation, biological process: response to light stimulus; photosynthesis, light harvesting in photosystem I. NCBI's taxonomy places the organism in Eukaryota, Viridiplantae, Chlorophyta, Chlorophyceae, Sphaeropleales, Selenastraceae.